Messenger RNA from Neospora caninum, 1728 nucleotides. RefSeq lists its product as hypothetical. The transcript has 8 exons. Gene Ontology annotation, cellular component: cytoplasm. Gene Ontology annotation, molecular function: zinc ion binding. The coding region runs from base 1 to 1728 and encodes 575 amino acids. The record is from RefSeq and is a predicted model, not a curated record. Lineage: Eukaryota; Apicomplexa; Conoidasida; Eucoccidiorida; Sarcocystidae.
AUGGAUCCUGCACACUCCGCAGACGGUGACAAGAGGGAGGACGCGGUUGAGGUGGAGAGGAAGGACGAAGAGGACGCGCGACGCGCCAGGAACGAAGAGGAAGAUGAGUUGCUGAAGAAUUUGACGGAAGUCGAGUCCUUGUGUCCAAACUGCGAGAAAAAUGGCAAGACGCUGCUGCUUCUCCACAAGAUCCCCCACUUUCGGGAAAUCGUCCUUAUCUCCUUCUCGUGUCCGCACUGUAACUACAGCAAUCGGGAGGUCCAGUCUGCAGCCUGUCUCGCGCCCCAGGGCGUGCGCCUGGAGCUGACGGUGCGCUCGGCCGCGGACUUGGAUCGGCAAAUCGUCCGGAGCGAACACGCGACGCUGAUUGUAAAAGAAAUCGAACUGGAAGUGCCUCCCAAGCGAGACAGAGGAGAACUCACCACAGUCGAGGGCGCGAUUCGCCACAUGAUUGAAGCGCUGCGAGUUGCGCAGCCUGUGCGGCGCACGGAGGCGCCGGAGGUGGCUGCGAAGAUCGACGAGAUCAUUCUGCGCCUCGUGGGGUUUAUCGCGAGCGAAACUCUCGAGAAGCCGUGGACGUUGAUCCUCGACGAUCCAAGCGGGAAUUCAUACAUCGAGGCUCUCCCGGCGGAGCGGCGAGGCAGCGAAAGCGCGCUGCCGGAAGCCGCGAACCCUGAAGACUUUGCCUCAGUCGAGGGCGGUCGAGAACGCGAUCCGCAAAUCCUCGUGAGAAAAUUCGAACGGACCAAAGAACAACUCCACGAAAUGGGAUUCUACGAAACACAAAAUGAAGAGAAAGAAGGCGCAGAUAUUCCCGCGGCUCUUCGCGAGGGAAGCAGGCCGCACGUGUGGGAUCUUUCGAAGCCGCUUCCGGAAGAGGAAACUGCGAGCCAAGGAGAGACGAAAGACGAAUCGAAGGAAGGCGACGAGGACUACAUGUUCUCGCUCCCGGUCUCUUGCCCUCACUGCGGGACCGAAGGCACAAACAACGUGUGCGAGAUCGACGUCCCAGGUUUUCGGCGAUGCCUCAUUUUCUCUUUCCUCUGCCAAAAUUGCGGCGGGCGCCAUUCGGAAAUCAAAGCGGCAGGCGCUUUCGGUGCUGUUGGACGCCGGUGGAUUUUAAAUGUGGAAACCGCCGAGGAUUUGAAUCGCGACGUCCUCAAGAGCGACACAGCCAUCGUGGAAAUUCCAUCUCUCGAUUUUUCCAUGCGUGGCGGAGUCCAAGGAGGCGAGUUCACGACGGUCGAGGGUCUGCUGGGGAAACUGGCGACGGCGCUGGGGGACUCGGCACCCUUUGCGUGUGGAGACAGUGCGCCGCAGGAGAAGCGAGAGAAACUUUCGGAGAUCAUCGGCAAGUUGCAGAGACUCGAACGCGGCGAAGACUUCCCUUUCUCGCUCAUCGUCGACGACUGCGCGGACAUGUCUUUCGUCGGGAGGAGGCGCUCGGCGGUGCUGCAGAAGGCGCAGCAAAAAAGCGCCGCAAAAACCCCGACCGGCGAAUCGGGCAAACGGGAAGAUUCCGAGAGCUCAGCGACGCACUACCGAGACGGCGAGGCUACGGAGGAACUGGAGAAGAACGAGGAAGAAGUGAACCCUGAAGUCGUCAAAGAAGCCGAAGACGGUGCAAUCCUCGUCGUUAACUGCAUCGAUGACCAGCUGAAAACGGAGAGGUACAAGCGCACGAAGGAGCAGGAAGACGACCUCGGCCUCACCGACAUGAAAGUGUAA